Messenger RNA from Thermothelomyces thermophilus ATCC 42464, 1538 nucleotides. RefSeq lists its product as uncharacterized. The record is from RefSeq and is a predicted model, not a curated record. The coding region runs from base 72 to 1058 and encodes 328 amino acids. Gene Ontology annotation, molecular function: Rab geranylgeranyltransferase activity. Gene Ontology annotation, biological process: protein geranylgeranylation. Gene Ontology annotation, cellular component: Rab-protein geranylgeranyltransferase complex. The transcript is spliced from 2 exons. Lineage: Eukaryota; Fungi; Ascomycota; Sordariomycetes; Sordariales; Chaetomiaceae.
UUCUCCGAAGCGUCAACCAGACGCGAACAGCAACCGCGGCAAGCCUUCUUUUUUUUUUUUUCCUUGCAGCCAUGUCGCAAAGCUCCGAGCAACUUCCAGGAGAGCUCCGCCUGGCCACGUCAGCUCACGUCAAGUACAUCCAAAGCUUGGAUACGAGGAAAGACGAGUAUGACUACUGGCUGACAGAGCAUCUCCGGCUCAACGGGCUGUACUGGGGCCUGACGGCCCUGCAUCUUCUCGGCCACCCCGACGCCCUGCCGCGCGCCGAGACCAUCGACUUUGUGCUCUCAUGUCAGCAUGAAAGCGGCGGCUUCGGUGCCGCGCCCGGACAUGACGCCCACAUGCUCUCCACCGUCAGUGCAGUGCAGAUUCUCGCCAUGGUCGACGCCCUCGACGAGCUAGACACGCGAGGGAAGGGCAAGGCACAGGUGGGACGGUUCAUUGCCAACCUCCAGAACCGCGAGACCGGCACGUUCGCCGGCGACGAGUGGGGCGAGGAAGACACCAGGUUUCUUUACGGCGCCUUCAAUGCGCUAUCACUCCUCGGCCUUCUUGACCUCGUCGACGUCGACAAGGCCGUCAGUCAUAUUGCGGCGUGUGCCAAUUUUGACGGGGGUUACGGCGUCAGCCCGGGCGCGGAGUCUCACGCCGGGCAGAUAUUCACGUGCGUCGCAGCCUUGACGAUCGCCGGCAGGCAGGACCUUAUCGACAAGGAGCGGCUUGGGCGGUGGUUGAGCGAGAGACAGAUUGCCGGAGGCGGUCUCAACGGGCGGCCGGAGAAGAAGGAGGAUGUUUGCUACAGCUGGUGGGUCUUGAGCAGCCUGGAGAUGAUUGGCAAGACGCACUGGAUCGAUAAGGACCAGUUGAUCGCCUUCAUCCUGCGUUGCCAGGACCCCGAAAAGGGCGGCAUUUCGGACAGGCCUGGUGACAUGGUCGACGUCUGGCACACCGUUUUUGGCAUCGCAGGCCUAAGUUUGCUCCGAUACCCUGGUUUGCAGCCCGUCGACGAGGUCUACUGCAUGCCCAAGUCGACCAUCGCGCGGGUGUUGGGCCGCUGAGCCGCAAUUCAGUCCGGUGAUCUCCGAGACUCAUGCAUAGUCUUUCUCUUUCCCGUUCCAGGUGAACCAGGAUGAUACGCACCCCAAACCUCUUGCGAUCUAAUAACCUGCCAACAUUGUUCCAGCGUUGGAUAGGAUACAAGGCAAGAGAAGACGAAAUGUCGCCGCUCUUCCCUGCUGCUAAUAGCCAUUCUAUGCUAACUAGCACGAAGCGAGGACGACAUCUUUUCUUGCCAGCUUUAAACCUGCCAACAUUCGCUCCAGCGUUGGAUAGGAUACGAGGCAAGAGAAGUGAAAUGUCGCCAUUUUCCCUUGCUGCUAGUGGCCAUUCUUAUGCUAACUAGCAGGGAGCGAGGACGACAUCUCUUCCUGCCAGCCUCAAUAAAUUUAAGAUAGUCUGUGCCAGCUUCCGGCCAGUUUUAGCUGAAACUAGAUUUUCAAGUCAAAGAGCGACCUGCACAAUCUCAGCUCAGCGGUUAC